Molecule: messenger RNA, 2871 nt
Organism: Micropterus dolomieu (smallmouth bass)
Lineage: Eukaryota; Metazoa; Chordata; Actinopteri; Centrarchiformes; Centrarchidae
Gene: cdc14b
Product: cell division cycle 14B
Exons: 12
Coding region: 134-1504 (456 amino acids)
Biological process (GO): protein dephosphorylation; regulation of exit from mitosis; positive regulation of cytokinesis
Cellular component (GO): centrosome; nucleolus; mitotic spindle
Molecular function (GO): protein tyrosine/serine/threonine phosphatase activity; protein serine/threonine phosphatase activity
Source: RefSeq, a predicted model, not a curated record
AUCAGCAGCAGCGCAAGAGCAAGACAUGCCACAAUAACACAGUAACAAAGCGGAGAAAGGCCGCCGGAGUGCGAAGUAGACGAGCUCGGUUGCAGCUGCUCAGGAAUGUCCACCGUGCAGCCCUGAGGAGAAAAUGAAGCGCAAGAGCGAGAGGAGACGAGCCGAGUCGAGGAAAAAGCGCUGUGCAGCUCACAGCAGCUCAGAGGCGGCGCCAAACUCUGAUAUUUACAUUGAGAUAACAGACCAACUAUAUUUCGCCAUACUUAAGCAAAAGAUCAAGAGCACAGCCGAACGACACUGUUUCUGCAUAGACGAAGAGCUGGCAUAUGAGAACUUCUAUGCAGACUUUGGUCCCCUUAACCUGGCCAUGUUUUAUCGCUUUUCUUGCAAGCUGACAAAGAAGCUCAAGUCCAUUACACUGUCAAGGAAGAAAAUCGUGUUUUAUACCUGUGGAGAUCAGAAGAAACAAGUCAAUGCUGCCUACCUAAUUGGCUCAUAUGCAGUAAUGAAUCUAAACAUGAUGCCAGAGGAUGCCUACAGUCUCCUGGUGUCAAGGAAUUCAACAUAUAUUCCAUUCAGAGAUGCUUCGUUUGGAACCUGCAUGUACAAUCUGAACAUCCUCGAUUGCCUUCGUGCCGUACACAAGGCUCUGCAGUACGGCUGGCUCGACUUCUCUAACUUUGACGUGGAAGAAUAUGAGCAUUAUGAGAGAGCAGAAAAUGGAGACUUGAACUGGAUCAUUCCAGGAAAGUUCCUUGCGUUCAGUGGGCCUCAUCCAAAAAGCAAAAUAGAGAAUGGCUACCCUUUGCAUGCUCCAGAGGCCUACAUCCCAUACUUCAGGAAUCAUAACAUCACCACUAUCAUCCGACUCAACAAGAAGAUGUACGAUGCCAGGCGGUUCACAGAGUCUGGCUUUGAGCAUCAAGAUCUGUUCUUUGUGGACGGGAGUACACCAAACGACUCCAUCGUCAGAAAGUUCCUCAACAUCUGUGAGAAUGCAGAAGGAGCCAUUGCUGUCCACUGCAAAGCUGGUCUGGGGAGGACUGGAACCCUGAUUGGCUGCUAUAUGAUGAAGCAUUACCGCCUGACUGCUGCAGAAGCCAUUGCCUGGAUACGGAUCUGCCGACCAGGAUCCAUCAUUGGACCUCAGCAGAACUUUGUUGAAGAGAAGCAGAACAGUCUGUGGGCGGAGGGAGAUGUUUUCCGGGAGAAGAUGCAAAAUGAGCGUGAGAAUGGCAAGGUGGCUGUAACCAGGAUCCUGUCUGGAGUGGAUGACAUAACCAUCAAUGGGAGCAACAAGAACAGGUCAUCCAAGAAAGAAGAAAUGGAACUGUACAAUGAUGAAGAGGACAGAAAUGGCCUUACACAGGGUGAUAAACUGCGAGCCCUGAAGAGCAAGAGGCAGGCCAGAUCGUCCUCGGGUUCACUAUCGCAGGUGGUAGUGUUCUGCUGCAGCCUCAUGGGUGUGGUGUGGCCGAUGUGUUGCCUGCCGCUCAAAAGAUAGCAGAGAGAGGCAGAGAAAGAGUUGGGGAGAGGAAAAACAGAGAGAGGAAUGUGAGGUUUUGUAUGAUGGAGGUAAGUGCAUGUCACUUCCUUUAUAGCUGACAUCCUCUUCCUGUAGACAUGGUUGCUAUGCCAAUGAAUGGUAUGGCUAAUUUGAAGUUCCCUUUUUUUUUGUGUUUUUUUUUCUCUUUUCUUUCUAUGGAUGAUAAUGGUGUGAUGUGGAGAUGCACUUGGAGAUGCAAUACAUUUACACGCCUUUCAUUAUAUGCCUCAUGGACUCACUGAGCUGCUUCUGCUUUGAUAUCAAGGCUUACCUGAGAUAUCCUCUGAGUUACAGUAAAGCUGUCAAGUUGAGCCUGCUAUACUUGUUAACAACAUCCCCAAUUAUUCAACUAAUCACAUUUUUCAUAAGAUCUGGAUUAGUUGAAUUACAUGUUGUCCUGCCUGGCUUGCACUACUGACUUGGCACAAGAAAACAUGUUGGUAAGGGAAACUUGAUCCUCGUUCUGAUCCACAGUAGGUACUUCCUUAUUGUUUGGUUAAAAUAGCUACCCUGCUUGCUCAGUCACUUAAGAUGUAGGUGUUUUUUGGAAAUGUAGUACUUUGAUGUUAGAAUGAUCUUUGCAGCGUUUAAUUAAGGAUUUUUUUAAAAUGGUAUUGUUGGGAAAUUCCUCCUGAUCUGCGUUCUAUUACAAAGGAUUAUAAAACAUUGUGUGCUUCUGGGGAGAUAGGGGGAUGAAAAUGGGUUCUUAUCCAUUCUCAGGGGGCAAUUGAGGCAGAAGGGAGAUUUGCCUGCACUGCAGGCCAUAUGCCUUAUCAGUCAGUGUAUGCGUUGCUACACAAACCUCUAACUUCCAGCUGAACUUCACCAUCUGGCUCCACUGUUUGUUUUAUGAUGCAAUACUGAAGUACACGUUGAAUUCCAGUGACUAUUUAGAACGAUGAUUUAUAUGUAAACUCUUCAUCUUUUCAUGCAUGGCAACAGGCAUGAAACCCAUGGACAUGCGCGCAUGGACAUGCCUCUGUUUGAUCUGUGUUUGUGUCUAACAUGAAAUUAAUGUUGGCCAGGUUCAUUGUCAAUUGCCUGUGGUUUUUCCAUUGCUUUUGUGACUGGAUCAGUGUACACAUAACCGUCUGAGCUUUUACUCCUUCUGUCUCUGCCAGCUUCUUUUUAAACAGUCCAUUUUUAUGGAACACAUUUGGGUAAUGGAUACUUAAAUAUUUGUAGGAUUUUAAUAUUUUAAGACAGACAUGGUUUUUAUGAUUAAAGUAUUGCAGCUCGAUUGAUCUAUUGGCCGGCUGGUAUCAACCACUUUUUGCUCAUCAUACAGCUAUCGAUGUGUAUAUUGGCAGGAACUGCAGUCCAUA